Anoplophora glabripennis (Asian longhorned beetle) is the source of this 1983-nucleotide messenger RNA. Its product is annotated as O-acyltransferase like protein-like. Gene Ontology annotation, molecular function: acyltransferase activity, transferring groups other than amino-acyl groups. The record is from RefSeq and is a predicted model, not a curated record. NCBI's taxonomy places the organism in Eukaryota, Metazoa, Arthropoda, Insecta, Coleoptera, Cerambycidae. Bases 63 to 1913 code for a protein of 616 amino acids. The transcript is spliced from 13 exons.
AACGGUGGAACAUAUGUAUUUAGAACAUCUAUUACAGAACUGAGAAUAUUAUAGUAUUCGCAAUGGAUACCAUGUUAUUUACCUUUAUUAUCUUUUUAUACUUCACACUUGUAUACUCAGAUAAAUAUAAACUUUUGCCGCCUGUAUAUGAAAUGGAAGAUUACCUAGCCUGUUUAGAAAGAAACCAUACCUAUUGCAAAGUAGAUGCGAGAAUAAUGAACAACGGAAAUGAAAAUACCGUUAUCUGGAACUUGAUUAAAGAUUCUGUUAGUGAUAAAAACAGCAAUGACCGCAGUAUUAUUCAUAGAGCUGUGUGUCUUUCAAACAGAGAAGUUCUUAGUUUGAAUUCUAUUAAAAAACUUUCUGAAAUACGGAUAAAUGAGAAAUUAAACGGAAAUUUAACUGUAAUGGUAGAGAACGCCGUUUGCACCGCAAAAGAUAGUAUUAAAAUUUCCUUAUAUGACAAACUGUUACUAUUUUUCUUCGUAGCAUAUUUAUAUUUAAUUUUAUAUGCUACAAUGUAUGAUAGAUGGAAGAGGACAAAUACACACGAAAGUACCAAAAAUAAAUUUAUGAUGGCACUAUCAUUAACCUCAAACUGGAGAAAAAUAUGUAAUAUUGAAGGAAAUGAAGAUUAUAACAAAUUAAAAUCAAUCCAAGGAAUUCGAUUUUACAACAUGUUAUUAAUUAUCGCAGUUCACUCAUUGCUGAGUUAUAAUAUAAUUUACCUCUCGAAUCCUAAUGACCUUGAAAGAUUUUACAGUACUACCGUAGUGCAAGUUUUAUGUACUUUAAGCUUUUUUUUGGUUCAAACAUUUUUCCUGAUAUCUUCAUGGAUUGUGACUUUUCAAUUAUACAAUAUUCAUAGAAACCAUGGGGAGUUCACUGUUAAACAAGCCUUUAUCCUCAUCAUUAAUAGGUUCUUUAGAAUUGGGGUAUCUUCGACCAUAGUGUUGCUUUCAGUAAAAUCUUCUUGGAAUAGAUUACUUGAUGGACCUAUUACUUUUGAUAACAUCUACUUGUCUCAAAAAGCGUGUAAACAGAACUGGUGGCAAACUUUUUUCUUCAUAAAUAACUAUUUAUAUAUUGGAGAGAUAUGUAAUCCAAGUUCGUGGUAUUUGUCAGUGGAUUUUCAGAUGUACAUAGUGACAAUAGUCAUCAUUUAUUUAAUUCUCAAGUUUAAACUCGAUGAGUUUAAAGUGAUUAGCUUCCUAACACUUUUUUCCUGUUUCCUUUAUGGAUUAAUUAUAUACGUUAAUAAUAUGAACGUGCUUUGUAGGACAAAUUACAAUACUCUGAGAAAUUAUGUGUUGACACAAUUAGAAUCAUUCAGGAUUAUAUAUCAAUCAACAUAUUGUAACUGGACUACAAGCUUAAUAGGUAUAUCGCUAGGAAUUUCGUAUACGAAGUACAGGAAUUUCAAUUUCAUCAGUAACAAAAAUCGGAAGAUUAUAUCCAUUUUGUGGCUCUUAAUUUUUUUUGGUCUGCCUUCUUCAGUGAUACUUAUAGCCAGACAUGAAUUCAGGGGAAUUCGAGCAGCAGUUUUGGGAGCCUUGGUUAAACCCCUGUUUUCUUUGGGCAUUGGAAUAGGCAUUUUAGGAAUGUCACACAAUAUUGGAGGUCUUAUAAAGCAUAUAUGUGAAAAUAAAUAUGUUGUGCUGAUGAGCAAUUUCUCAUUUUCCACUUACAUGUCUCAGUUUGUUGUUAUAUUUUCUAAAGGAGUACGAAGUUAUUCAUUGAUGAAAUUUGACCCUGUUAAUAUGAUAAAGUGCUUUUUGUUUUUCGAUGCACCACUAUCAGUAAUAGUAGGAAUUAUUUUCACAGUAGUAUUCGAGCAGCCAGGAAUUAAUUUACAAAAGCUUUUCCUGCCACAAAUAACACGUAGGAAGAGGGCACAGCCGAAGAUGGCCUAAUGGAAUUAAUUAUCGUUAUAAAUUAUUCUUAAUUGCUGUUAAUUUAUGUUAGAUUAAAUGGUAGAGGAAA